CCUCCGUCCCUCCGUCCGUCCGUCCCCUCCAGGUCGGGGCCGCCGAGGAAGGAGAGGGGCGCCGGGCCGGGGCCUCGGGGGUCGUCGAGGGUGGACGGGCCGGCGUCCGAGCGUCCGAGCGGCGGGGGCGGGGGGUCCGGAGACCCCUUGUCACCCCGGCUGACCAUGGUCCAGCAGGCGGACGGCCCCGAGGGCGACGGAGCCCUGCCCCGGGAGGCCACCGACACGGAGGAGGGCGAGUUCCUGGCCUGCAGCCCGGCCGCCCUGGACGAGAGCGACCCGGACUGGUGCAAGACGGCCUCGGGCCACAUCAAGCGGCCCAUGAACGCCUUCAUGGUCUGGUCGAAGAUCGAGAGGAGGAAGAUCAUGGAGCAGUCGCCGGACAUGCACAACGCCGAGAUCUCCAAGAGGCUGGGCAAGCGCUGGAAGAUGCUCAAGGACAGCGAGAAGAUCCCCUUCAUCCGCGAGGCCGAGCGGCUGAGGCUCAAGCACAUGGCCGACUACCCCGACUACAAGUACCGGCCGAGGAAAAAGCCCAAAAUGGACCCGGCGGCCAAGCCGGGGGCCGGACAGAGCCCGGAGAAGAACGGCGGAGGAGGAGGAGGAGGUGGAGGUGGUGGAGGUGGAGGUGGCACCAAAGGGUCCAAGAGCUCCAGCAAGAAAUGUAGCAAGCCGAAGACCCCUCCCUCCUCCUCCUCCAAGGCCGGGCCUCCUGGCAGAGGGGCGCACCCCGGGGACGGAUGCGGAGAGGACCGGCUCUUCGGGCCGGUCAGGGCCGGCGGCGGGGGCAAGGCGGUGAAGUGCGUGUUCGUCGACGAGGACGACGACGAGGACGACGACGACGACGAGCUGCAGCUCCGCAUCAAGCAGGAGGACGAGGACGAGGACGAGGAGCAGCGGCUGCAGCCGGCGCAGCACCAUCCGCAUGCCCCCCACGCCCACCCCACCCACGCCCACCACCACCACCACCACCACCAGCAGCAGCUGCUCCGGCGCUACAACGUGGCCAAGGUGCCCGCCAGUCCCACCUUGAGCUCCUCGGCCGAGUCCACCGAGGGGGCCAGCCUGUACGAGGAGGUGCGCGGGGCGGUCGCCCCCUCGGCGGGCCAGGGCGGAGGGGGCAGCGCCAGCCGGCUCUACUACAGCUUCAAGAACAUCACCAAGCAGAACACUCAGCAGCAACAGCAGGCCCAACAGCACCUGUCCCCCGCCUCCUCGCGCUCCGUGUCCACCUCCAGCUCCGGGGAAGAGACGGACGACCUGAUGUUCGACCUCAGCUUGAAUUUCUCCCAGAACCCCCAAGGGCCGGGCGAGCAGCUCAGCGGCAACCCCGCGGCGGGCAACCUGGCCCUCACCCUGGUCGACAAGGACUUGGAUUCGUUCAGCGAGGGGAGCAUGGGCUCCCACUUUGAGUUCCCCGACUACUGCACCCCCGAGCUCAGCGAGAUGAUCGCGGGAGAUUGGCUGGAGGCCAACUUUUCCGACUUGGUCUUCACCUACUGAAACCCCGGGCCUCGGAGGCGGUGAUGGUGGUCACUGGUGGUGGUGGUGGCGGUGGCGUUGGUGGUGGUGGUGGUGGGCCUGGUGGUGAUGAUGGAGAGAGAAAGAGAGGAGAGAGGAGAGGAGAGAGAGAGAGAAAAAAACACACAAAAAAGAGGAAGGCGCGGAGGAUGGAGAUGAUGCGGAGAAGAGAAAAAAAUUCGGAAAGAGAUGAUGAAAAAAAAUUGGAGUUAAAGCGAAAUGAGUAGCUCUUCGAUUUUUUUUUUUGUUGUUGUUGUUAUUUUUUUUUUUUCUAUUUUCUUUUCUUAUUGUGUCUCAAGGUAGUUCCGAACCGAGCCUGGAGUUGUGAUUUUCUUUUCCCAGCUAUGUUUUUGUUUUUUUUUUUUAAUGAGUAUUAUUUUUUAAAUUCCUGAAAUCGAUCAUCGCAACAAAGGCGAAUGGGACUGGGGGGAAACGCGCCGGAAUGCUGCGCUGUUAGAAGCAUGUCAGUCUUUGAUUGAAGUCUGGAAGACGGUCUGCAAAGAAGCCUUUUUGGCAGCACAACUGUUAACUCAAGGGGGUUUGUGGAUUUUUAUUUCUUUCCUGAGAGAUCUUAAAGAACUGUUGAUUUUUUUUUUUUAAAAAAAAGGGACCAUUGCAACUUUUUUUUUUUUUGGAGGGAGAAAACUGAUGUCUUCUAUGCAUCCGAUUCUUAACAAAGCUGCAGGGAGCUUGAAAAAAUGCAGACUGUACAAACGCUUACAAAAAAAAAACAAAAAAACUGUGAACUGACUUAAGAUCAGAGUUUACUUUUCAGAUCAAAUUGUUUAUGGUUUUACAAAUGUGAUUUCUACUUGCCAACUUUUUUUUUGUAACUUGUUCCCUUAUACCUCCUUGAUUGAAUACCAGACAGCCUAGACCUCAGUACAAAAGGUAUUGAAACAUUUUUGAUACAUAACAGACCUCAGUCUUUUUUAAAAAUUAAUAUAUUUUCAGGCGUAUUUUUGUACAGUGAAAAGGGAACAUUCUUGCUGUGUUUUUUCAGUAAGACUUUCAGGCACUUCUUCCCUUUUGAUUUCUUUUUUUUUUUUUUCCUCUGUUUUUAGCAUGCAAGUAUGUUGGUACGUUACGUCCUGGUUUUAAAAGGAUUACAAUUUUAAAAUAAUCCUUGCAUCUAAAGGCCUUGUGGUUUAAAAAAAAAAAACAAACACUUUUUUGUACAGCUAUAGUUCAGAUUUGUUCAAUAUUUGUAGGUAAAGAUUUAUUGAAAAUGGUGAUAUAGGACCUCAGAGCUGUUACCUUAGUUUAAAGAUUGUAUAUGUACUGUAUUAUAGUAGGACUUUAUGUAUCUCAUACGCUGUGAUAUGUGGAUGGGGCCCCGGAUGGAAGGUUAUGAAACUGGAUUCUCGAUUUUUAGCAAAAAAAAAAAAAAAGGCACAUAGUAAAAGAAAGUUUUUUUUUUUCCUUUUGUGCAAUAUAAUCUAAAUAAAGUACAGACCAUCUGCAUAUUUUGUAGCAAAUGAUGGCAAAGCAGACUCGUGCACUGUCAACAUCAUUGCCUGGGUUUUUUUUUUUAUGCUGAAAGUCUGUAUUUGACGAUUUUAAUAAAUCAGCUGGAACUGAUAGAAA
This is a messenger RNA of Ornithorhynchus anatinus (platypus), 3108 nucleotides long. RefSeq names its product SRY-box transcription factor 11 (gene SOX11). The coding region runs from base 166 to 1503 and encodes 445 amino acids. Lineage: Eukaryota; Metazoa; Chordata; Mammalia; Monotremata; Ornithorhynchidae. Gene Ontology annotation, molecular function: DNA-binding transcription activator activity, RNA polymerase II-specific; RNA polymerase II cis-regulatory region sequence-specific DNA binding. The transcript has 4 exons. The record is from RefSeq and is a predicted model, not a curated record. Gene Ontology annotation, biological process: neuron differentiation; positive regulation of transcription by RNA polymerase II; negative regulation of transcription by RNA polymerase II.